AUGCCUGGCACUCAGAGCGCUUUGUUUCACUUCUCAAACUCUAUCUCGGAGGAGUUAGAGAACAUUUCCUGGCUCCGCGAGAAAAGGAGUAAAAGCAAGUCUAGUCUCCUGUUCUAUGGUGGAAACAGAGACGUGACAGGAUUCGGGGUUCCUCCUGCAAUACACAGAAGCUAUUCCAGAUGUUGUUCCUCCUUUACUCCUGAAGGACACUGCUUGGAAGAGUCGCUGGAAGACAAUGGGCGCGUUGUUGGGGGUAGUAAUGCACAGCGCGGUGCAUGGCCAUCACAGAUUUCCCUCCAGUAUUACUCUGGUGGACAAUGGCAUCACACCUGCGGUGGGACGUUGGUGAGGCAGAACUGGGUGAUGACUGCAGCUCACUGCGUGGACAGAUCCUUGACUUUCCGGGUGGUCGUCGGUGAGUACAACCUGAAUCAGAAUGAUGGCACGGAGCAGUAUUUGAGCGUGGCGAGCAAGUUCAUCCAUUCUUCUUGGAACAGCAACAACGUCGCUGCUGGCUACGACAUCGCUCUGCUCCGCCUCUCCCAGAGUGCGUCUCUGAACAGCUAUGUGAAGCUGGGCGCUCUGCCCAGUUCAGGCGAGAUUCUGCCAAACAACAAUCCUUGCUACAUCACUGGCUGGGGCUUGACCAAGACUAAUGGGCAGCUGGCUCAAAUCCUGCAGCAAGCAUCACUUCCCGUCGUCUCUUACAGUACCUGCUCCAGUUCCGCUUACUGGGGCUCUACGGUCAAGAACACCAUGGUGUGUGCCGGAGGUGAUGGUACGCGCUCUGGGUGCCAGGGCGAUUCUGGGGGCCCUCUGAACUGCCUGGUGAAUGGCGGGUACUAUGUCCAUGGAGUGACCAGUUUUGUUUCCUCCUUGGGCUGUAACGUCUACCGGAAGCCCACGGUGUUCACCCGGGUGUCUGCCUACAUUUCCUGGAUCAAUAACGUAAGUUGGCUUUGCACAGAAGGGAAACUGCAAUGA
Gopherus flavomarginatus (Mexican gopher tortoise) is the source of this 984-nucleotide messenger RNA. It is a transcript of the gene CELA1, whose product is annotated as chymotrypsin like elastase 1. The record is from RefSeq and is a predicted model, not a curated record. NCBI's taxonomy places the organism in Eukaryota, Metazoa, Chordata, Testudines, Testudinidae. Gene Ontology annotation, molecular function: serine-type endopeptidase activity. Gene Ontology annotation, biological process: proteolysis. Bases 1 to 984 code for a protein of 327 amino acids. The transcript is spliced from 6 exons.